AUGACUUCCGGCGAUGAUGGUCGUAUCAUUGUAUGGGAUUCUGAGACUAGAAAACAUUGUGCUCAGUUAAAGAUUCGAUUACCUCUCCACUCAAUUCCACCACCAUCUUCUUCUUCUGAUAAUAAUCAUUCUUCCAUUGAAUUGAGAGGUAUUGCCAUUUCACCUCAAUAUCAUGUCGCUGUCACGAAACCAUUAUUCUAUCGAAAAGAUAGUAUUGAAGAAAUUGCAACUCUUCAAUAUUCCAAUGAUGGAUCCUUGUUGGUGUGUGGAUCUCAUGACAAUUAUAUUUACAUGUAUCAAUGUGAGAAUUCAAAAAAGGAUGAUUGUGAUUUACAACAUGAUCAAAAUGCUCAUGAUAGUGAACAACGUAAUGAUUGUACUGAUCAACAUCAUGACAAUUAUUACCAUAUUCUCAAAAACAUGAAUCAUAUCAUGAAUUAUUAUAAUCAAUCAAUAGAUGACAAUCACACAAGGUUGAACUAUAAAUGGAUUGGUAAAUUAAGUGGUCAUUCAUCCUUCAUUACUCAUCUAGACAUUUCCAAAGAUGGUUAUACAGUGAGAGGUAUUUGGAAACCAGAAAUGGAUGGCAGUGACAUUAAUGCCAUUGAUGUGAGUUUUGAACAUUCAUUAGUGGCAUGUGGUGAAGAUUCUACACAAGUAUCCUUGUAUCAUUAUCCAUGUUCGAACAUGUCGAGAUUUGGUUAUUCAGAAAUUGGUCAUUGUAGUCAUGUGACCAAUGUGAAAUUCACAGGUGAUGGAAAGAAAUUAUUGAGUUGUGGAGGUGGAGAUUUGACCAUUCUACAAUGGUCAUUGAAAGAUCAACAAGAUUGGAAUGAUGUGAAUUCGAGUAGUAGUAGUAGUAGUAACAUUGGUAAAAGUAGUCCUAAUAGUAGUAGUGGUAGUAGUAGUGUGACUCGCCCCAUAAUCAGCAGGGAUCAAGGAAGUAGUGUUGCACAUUCCCCACGACCACUCAGUUCACACGAAUCUAAAAGUCCAAGAAUGGAGAGUAGAAACUACAACCAUAACAUUACUCUUUCUGCAACGAGUAGUACUACUGGUCAUAUGAGUGGUGGUGCUGGUGCUGGUGCUGGUGGUAUUACUGCUACUACUACUGCUACUACUACUGCUACUACUACUGAUACUAUUGGCCUUAAUACCACUCAGCUUCCUCCUUCCAAACUUGGCUCAAUGACCUCUCCUAAAUCAUUGACAACAACUCUUGAACAUGCUUCUUCUUCCUGUAAUUCAUCAUCCUCUUCCGGUGCUCCUCAUAUUUUAAAGAUAUUACUACAAUUUCAAUCCGAUACGAACACUCAAGGUUGCAAAACGAUUCUCCCAUUAGAUAUCAAUCAACCAUCUCAAUGUACUUUUAAAUAUUUACAAGAUAUUGCUAGAGAAGAUUUUUAUAUAGACGAUGAGGGUAAUGAGACAUUAUUUCAUCUGUUGUAUCAUGAUCAUGAAAUGAAUAGUGAUAUUUCAAUUAGGAACGAUCGACACAUGCAAACAUGUAUCGAUUAUUUUAAAAAGAUUGAUUCCAAUCAACAAGAUCGAAUCAUCAUAGUAUUGUCAAAAAGCAUAUAA
Molecule: messenger RNA, 1581 nt
Organism: Naegleria lovaniensis
Lineage: Eukaryota; Heterolobosea; Eutetramitea; Acrasida; Naegleriidae
Exons: 4
Coding region: 1-1581 (526 amino acids)
Biological process (GO): microtubule cytoskeleton organization
Cellular component (GO): mitotic spindle
Molecular function (GO): microtubule binding
Source: RefSeq, a predicted model, not a curated record